CUCGUGGUUUAGUCAGCGGGGCAGGAGUUUUUUCUUCUCCUCCCAAACUUUUCUUACCUUCUCCGAAAGUCAUGACAAGUCUCAGUGUGACUGCACGGAGAGAAGCCAGAAGGGCUGUGUGGAGCAGGGAGGAGGGAACCAGCCUGAACUCCAGCUACAUGAAUUGUUCACUGAGCAGCUGAGAGAGCCAGGUGUUGAUUUGAAGCUGCACACGUGCUGAAAGGUCCCAGUCCUGAAAAAUGACUCAGUCGGUGCAAGUUAACCCAAAGCUGCCUGAUCUGGGCUCUCCAUUCAUGUACUCCAGCCAGGAGGAGGCCGACCAGCCUGGUUCCUACUCCGUCCAGACCCCGUAUGGUUUCCAGCUGGACCUGGACUUCCUCAAAUAUGUAGAGGAAAUAGAGAGUGGGCACAAUCUCCGUCGGGCGCCUGUCAGCUCCCGCCGCCUGGGCCGAGGGGUCAGACACUCCCAGAGGAGCCCGAGUGUAGGUGGGCGUACCAGUGGCUGGACAUCCACAGAAUCUCUUGCGUCCCCAGCAAGUGAAGAUGGCAGAGCUCCUCCGCCACCGCCGCCACGCAACCGCCUCGGUUCAGCACCCUGUGAGGGACUCUCUCUUUCUCCUGUAACCCUCCUCACUGGCCCUCCGCUGUCCGCCGGGGCCAAAGUGCCGCCCCCUCCGCCGCAGCGCAACCCCAGAGUUGAGCGGACUCUUCUGGAAACCAGCCGGCGGCUACAGCAGGAGCAAACCCACCAGCACCACAAUGGCGGGCGGUUCCAGCUCGCGGACCCUCCCAAACAGCUCUUACCCUCCCCAUCCACUCAGCCUCUGCAGAGUAGCUGGACUAAACCCAGUCCUCAGACCUCAGGGCGCAGCACCCCAGCUGCCGGCACUGCGAUGACUCCGAUCCCUCCCAGCCAGCUGCAGACGGUUAGGGAGCAGAUGGCCACAGCCUUGAAGCAGCUGAAGGAGAUGGAGGAGAGGGUAAAGGGUGUUCCUGCGCUUGAGAAAGAGGUGGCCAAGCUUCGUGCAGAGAAAGACAUGCUUCUGUUAGCCCUGCAGGAGAAGAAAGUAGCCAUGGAGGCGGCCCAGCAGAAGCAGCAGUCUACAGAGUCUUCCACCCAAACCACAGAGACUCUUCAAACCCAAAGUGACCACCGUAUCGUCAGUCGAUUGACUUCACCAACCUCACCUGGUGUCAAAGGGCUCGGAAAGUCCAGUGAGCUGAAAAGACUGGCAGAGAAAUUUGAAGUAAAGGAGGAGAAAACUCCCGAACUCAUAUCAAAAGUUUUAGUAAAACCUCCAGAGAAAGUCUCAGUUGUUGAGAAGAAGUCGGUGGCUGUUGGGGAUGACGUACCGAUGGACUCUGUUGUUUUCUACUACAGCCAGGGUGUGAGAGAUGCUUCUGAGGGCACCAAGGUGAAUGUUUGUGAGAAAGGCACGGGAACAGAGACCCCCCUGGUUCACGAGGAGGGGGUACAGACCAGGGUGGAGACAGAGGAGGCUGAGGUUUGGGUCAUGGAGUCACUACUCGGACUGACCAGCGAGGCACAGCGGGAGAUCGACACCCUACAGGACACCAUUAAAUUCCAGCAGGAGACCAUUGUGGCUCUCGAGGACCAGCUGAAUGUGGCCGACAAAGACCUGGGAACGCUCAGAGCCCAGAUGGAGGAGAAAACCUCCAAAGUCACAUUUGAGAAGGGCGUUCUCGCAAAACCAGACACAACAAACGCCCAGGUUGAGACACUGACUAACAUGUUAAAGCAUGCUGCAGUCAUGUGCCGCCCAGAGGUGACUGAUGCAUGCGUAGGCGAGAUUUUAGCGACAGAUCAGAUCGAACGGGGCACCCAGACUGAUGCUUUACAGCAACCAGAGGAGCCAGCUCCUGUUGCACUGGUCAGCACUGGGUGUCAGUGGGAAAACCUGUGUGAGGAAAAGACUGAGGAGCAGAAAGUUACUGUGCCAAAGAAGAGACAGUUGACCAUCGCUGAGUACAAGGUUUGUCCAGAGGAAGAGGUGGUCUGCACGGCUGAGAAGAACGAGGAAGGACAGAAAACUGCGCCCAGCAGCACCAAGACAGAAACAGGUAUGCUGAAAUCAAUCAUGAAGAGGAAGGAUGGGAGUAACUCGGGCGAGAAUCGCACCUCUGGCAAGAAGAGCCUGCAGUUUGUUGGUAUUCUAAAUGGAGGGUAUGAAUCAACAUCCAGUGAGGAGGAAGAGGAAGAGGAGGAGGAGGAGGAGGAAGAAGGGAGUUCUUCUGGAGAAAGUGGAGAAGGUGAGUGCUUGGACAGCACAGAGGAGGAUGAGGCUGCUCUGGAGGAAGAAACGUCUGAGGAGGAGAGAAACGUCAACCUGGACGAGAGCGACACUGAUGAGGAAACUCUGAGAGCUGGGAGUUACUCAUCUGAUGCUGUGAAAGAGAAGUUUGAGUUGAGCUCAAAGAUGCGUGAAGCUUGCCUCAUCCUGAAGAACCACCUGAACGACGACAUUAAAACGCUGAAGAGUAAGGAAGUGCUCUCCAGCACCCACACUGUGCAGCUCGAGUGGUUCCGCAUCUCCAGCGCCAAGAUGGCUCAGCCCUCGCGGGUGUCCGACUACCUGAUGGCGUUUUCUGAGGUGUCGACGGUGCUGCUGGAACACGUGGUCAACAUGACCGACGGCAACGGCAACACGGCUCUCCACUACAGCGUCUCCCACUCCAACUUCGGUGUGGUGGGGCUGCUGCUGGACACAGGUGUGUGCAGCGUGGAUAAGCAGAACAAGGCGGGCUACACGGCCAUCAUGCUGGCUGCUCUCUCUACUGUGAAGGAAGAAGAUGACAUGGCUGUGGUCAAGAAGCUCUUCAGUCAGGGCAACGUCAACGCCAAGGCCAGCCAGGCCGGCCAGACAGCAUUGAUGCUUGCUGUUAGCCACGGGCGUCAGGAGAUGGUGCGGGCGCUGCUUGAGUGCGGCGCUGACGUCAACGUGCAGGACGACGAGGGCUCCACGGCUCUGAUGUGCGCCAGCGAACACGGCCGAGCCGAGAUCGUCAAGCUGCUCCUGGAACAGCCUGGCUGUGACAUAUCAAUCAUGGAUAAUGAUGGCAGCAACGCUCUGUCCAUCGCACUGGAGGCGUCUCACAAUGACACAGCUGUGCUGCUCUACGCCCAUAUGAACUAUGCCAAGACCCAGACUGCUGUGGGGAGUCCAAAGGCCCAGCAGCGAAGCCCCACCAGCCCCCACAAGCCCUGGCCCACAGAUUGACUGGGUCAUAUCCGCUGUCUGAGGUGGACAGACAAGCAAUCAUAACUGGAUAUGAGCUAGGAAAAGCUCCACUGGAAUUUACUUAAAUAUAUAUGUAUUUAUAUAUUGCCAUAUGUCCUGCAUUUAUAAGUAUUGUUAAUAUGAAAAUACUAUUUUUCCAUAAAAGUCGUGAAUGGUUAUGUUAUAUACUUGACCAAUAUGAGCUCCUAGCAUGUCUGAAUGAGGUCCCCCAGCUUUUUUUUUUUCUGUGACAGGAAAUGAGGCCUUACAUUUAUUAUUUGCACUCCACUAAUAUUUUACUGUUAAGGGUAACACACACAGAGGUGGCAUAUGAUGCACAACAGAGAAUCAGCAGCUGUUAUUUUCCAUAUGAGCCCUCACGCUAACACAACAAUAAGGAUCACAGUACACGACUAUCUUAUGGUAAACCUCCGUGUUUAUCAAAUUGACUUCCUGGCUACUUUACCUUCACUUCUUUUUAUUUAACAACAUAUCUGGUGUGUGUGUUGUCCUCUAGUCUACCCUCUCUGUCCUACCUUCGUUAACUGAUCUGUGAACCUCUUCACCUUCAUCGUCUGCACUAACUGUCUGUGCAUUGUAUGUUCAUAUAAAUAUAUACAUAUAUAUAUUCAUGUCUAAAAUAAACAUAUUUACAUAAAAGCUGA
Molecule: messenger RNA, 3904 nt
Organism: Lates calcarifer (barramundi perch)
Lineage: Eukaryota; Metazoa; Chordata; Actinopteri; Centropomidae
Gene: kank3
Product: KN motif and ankyrin repeat domains 3
Exons: 12
Coding region: 240-3239 (999 amino acids)
Biological process (GO): negative regulation of actin filament polymerization
Cellular component (GO): cytoplasm; cytoskeleton
Molecular function (GO): protein binding
Source: RefSeq, a predicted model, not a curated record